Molecule: messenger RNA, 2844 nt
Organism: Asparagus officinalis (garden asparagus)
Lineage: Eukaryota; Viridiplantae; Streptophyta; Magnoliopsida; Asparagales; Asparagaceae
Product: protein argonaute 2-like
Biological process (GO): regulatory ncRNA-mediated post-transcriptional gene silencing
Cellular component (GO): cytoplasm
Molecular function (GO): RNA binding; protein binding
Source: RefSeq, a predicted model, not a curated record
AUGUCUCCUGCAAGGUCUUCAUUCUCCGUCAUGGAGUUCCAAGUGAAGAAACCCCGAGGAGGCAAUCAGGCCAAGAAUAGAGGCCCGAGGCCCAAUUCCGGCAACAAGACCAGUGCUUCAGUGCACGGGCCUGAUACAAGAGGACAUGGCCAGAGAAAGGAAUUGAACCAGUCAGAGGUAACGAGAAACGAUCACAAUGAGAACAAAAAGCAAGAAGUUGUACCUCAGCCAAUUGCAGGGUGUAUCACUGACCCAUUACCAUCAAAACUGGACUCAUUGCAAAUCUCAACAGCAAAACCCCUGAACAAAUUAGUGCCUAUGCAACGGCCAAAUCAAACCAAAACAUCACGUAAUCAAUCGAUCAACAUCCUUGUCAAUCAUUUCCCCAUCAACUACGACGAAAAAGGCAGAAUCUUACACUAUGAAUUCAAAGUAGAGCUCGAAAAAUCAACUGCUGAAAUCUCAAAGGCAGACUUCUCAUCAAUCAAGCACAAGCUAUUCAACUCCCGAAAGGAUCUCUUCCCCUCUUCAUCAAUAGCCUAUGAUGGUCACAGAUAUGUUUACAGUUCAAUCCAAUUGCCUGUUGGCCAAUUCAAAGUUGAAUCACAUCGAAAAAUUUAUGUUGCCACCAUCGAGUACAAAAAAGAGCUAAAUCUCUCAAAGCUCAAAGGAUCUCCAGUCUCAAGAGAGGUCUUACAAGGUCUAGAUGUCAUAAUCCGAAAGGAUUCAGCUCUCAAAAAAUUUGCCAUUGGCAGAAACCUGUACUCCAAAGGAGCCAACCAUUCUUAUAAUCUAGGGAGAGGGAUUAUAGCUCUUCAAGGCUCACAUCAAACUACAAAAUCCACAGAGCUCGGUCUAAUGCUAUCUGUUGAUGAUUCUAUAAUGCCAGUUCGAAAGCCUGGACCAGUGCUCAAAUACCUCCAAGAAAAUUUACGGAUUAAAUUCACUGAAAAUGUAAAAUUAACCGAAACUCAAAGAUUGGCAAUUGAGUAUGCAUUGGAAGAAGUUCGAGUGAGUGUAACUCAUCGGAAAGAGCAAUCAAAAUACAGAUUUUUCGGGCUGACCGAAUUAAUGACAAAGGAUAUUGUGUUUAAAGAUGAUAACUCUGGUAGAGAGAAGAAGCUUGUUGAUUAUUAUAGGCAGAGGUAUAAGGUUGAGGUGAGGUAUAAGAGUUUGCCUUGUUUGGAUUUGAGUAAGGAUCAUAUGAAUUUUGUGCCGAUGGAAUUCUGUGAGAUCAUUGAAGGGCAAGUUUAUCCAAAGGAGGAUUUGGGGAAAGAGGAGGAGAAGAAGUUGAGGGAUAUUGCUUCAUCUUGUCCUAGUUUGAGGAAGGAGAAGAUUAUGGACGUGAUCAAUGAUGCAAAUGGACCUUGCAGUGGAGAUCUCGCGAAGAACUUCAACGUCUCGAUCACCAAAGAAAUGACACAGAUAACUGGUCGAGUUCUCAAUCCUCCAAUUCUCAAACUCGCAAAAGCCAACGGUCAAAUCUGCAAAUUCAAAAUCCAAAACGACAAAUGCCAAUACAACCUCUUCAACCACAAACUCCUCAAUCCCAAACCUGUCAAAUCCUGGGCAAUCCUCGACUUCAGCGCAACCCCAACAAACCCAAACCACCAAUCCCUCCAAAUCUCUCCCUUCAUCUCUCACCUCGUUCGGAAAUUCAAAUCCCUCGGCAUCAAAAUACCCGAAAAACCCAUGUUCGUCCGCGAAUCCGCAAUGGCUGUACUUUCAAGCUCAAGAUGGCUAUACGAAGAGCUCACCGAAACUCAACCUCAACAAGUUGACCUUCUCAUUUGCAUGAUGUCGGAUAAGCAUCCGGGGUUUAAGACAUUGAAGUUGAUAUGUGAGACUGAGCUUGGGAUACUGACGCAGUGUUGUCUGAGUUAUCAUUGUAAUAAUGUGAGUAAGAGGGAAUUGUAUCUUGGCAAUUUGGCGCUUAAGAUAAAUGUGAAGCUUGGCGGGAGUAAUGCAGAGUUGUUCGAUGCAUUGCCGAGGAUGGAGGCGGAUGGGCGGCCGUUUAUGAUUGUUGGGGCCGAUGUGAAUCAUCCGGCGAGUUGGAAUAGGACAAGUCCGUCGAUUGCUGCCAUGGUUGGGAGCAUUAAUCCGCAGUCCACCAGGUACGCUUCAAGUAUCCGAGCCCAAACUCACCGCGUCGAGCGCAUUAUCGACGCAGGCACAAUGUGCAAAGAGCUCAUCGACGUCUACGAACAACACAACGGCGUCAAACCCCAAAAAAUAAUCUACUUCCGCGACGGAGUCAGCGACGGCCAAUUCGACAUGGUCCUCAACGAAGAGGUCCGAGACAUCCGAUCGACAAUCUCAUCACAUUACUACUCACCAACAAUCACGGUCAUCGUAGCCCAAAAAAGGCACCACACUCGGCUGUUCAGAAACCGAGACGACAACUCCAACGUCGGAAAUGUUCCUCCGGGCACGGUCGUGGACGCGGGCAUCGUCGACCCGUCGACAUUCAACUUCUAUCUUUGCAGCCACUAUGGAAGUUUGGGCACAAGCAAGCCAACACAUUACCAUGUUCUUCACGAUGAACAUGGAUUUAGUUGUGACGAGGUGCAGAGGCUAGUGUACAAUUUGUGCUUUACGUUUGCGAGGUGCACGAAGCCUGUGUCGCUCGCUACGCCCGUGUAUUACGCGGAUAUUGUGGCGUACCGUGGGCGAGUUUAUUAUGAGGGGAUGGCGGAUUUGAGACGGUCGUCUGGGUCGAGGGCGUCGUCGACUUCAUCGUUGAGCUCGUUGGCGACGUCGAGUUCAUCAGUGUUGGGUUCUGGUCAGUGUAGUGUGCUGCCCAGUCGGCAUUGGAAGUUUGUAAACGGAAUGGUUUGGCUGUAG